ACCUAUAUGUGAGUGGUUUCUUCUCAUUUAGCAUAUUUUAUUUGACAUAGUUCCGGUAUUCUUUUAGUACCUAGUGUUAGUCCAGCUUCACUACCCACAACAUCUCAAAGGACAAGAACGACACCGGUUCCAGGUACUAGUGAUACACAUGCGCUGGCAACAACGACUGGAACAACGCUAGAUGAAAUCAGCAACUACACUACUAGUGGUACUACAGCUUCAAUACGCACAACAUCUAAAAAGACAAAGACGACAGCGGCAGUAACUUCACCGUCUGUGGGUUAG
Didymodactylos carnosus is the source of this 285-nucleotide messenger RNA. The record is from the annotation of a GenBank genome assembly. Lineage: Eukaryota; Metazoa; Rotifera; Eurotatoria; Philodinida; Philodinidae.